Molecule: messenger RNA, 564 nt
Organism: Lachancea sp. 'fantastica'
Lineage: Eukaryota; Fungi; Ascomycota; Saccharomycetes; Saccharomycetales; Saccharomycetaceae
Source: the annotation of a GenBank genome assembly
AUGGACGCCCUACUCAACUCAACCAAUUCCAAUGCUCGCGGGAUCCCAGAGGCUCCUUUCGUGGAAAAAGUUGAAGACUUUAUAAAAGAUCCUAGCGACUUCGAUGUAUGCUUCAACAAGUUCCAGGAAAGACUAUCGAAAUACAAAUACAUGCAAGAAUCCAAGCUUCUCACGGUGAAACAAUUGAAACAAAAGAUUCCAGACAUCGAAAAUACACUCAGCAUGUGCCAUGCGCUAAAGAAACAACAAGAACGCGGCCGCAAUUUAGAAACCAAUUACCAGCUUAACGAAACACUUUACACUACAGCAGAGAUAGACACUUCGAAAGAUUUGAAAGUGGGGCUUUGGCUCGGGGCAGACGUAAUGCUGGAGUACCCUGUGGACGAGGCCAUCGAUCUGCUGAAUGAGAAACUCGCAGAUGGCAGGAAAAACCUCGAAAUCAACCAGGAAGACGUGGAGUACCUAAGGGAGAACAUCACUACUAUGGAGGUCAACUGCGCCAGACUCUACAACUGGGACGUAGAAAAACGCCAGCAAUUGAAGCAAGCGCAGCAAAAAGCCUAA